CCCCGCGAGAGGUGAACGAGCGCCGCCGCCAUGGCGUCUCGCAAACGUACCCUGCUGAAGGUCAUCAUCCUCGGAGACUCCGGCGUCGGCAAGACGAGCCUGAUGAACCAGUACGUCAACAGGAAGUUCAGCAAGCAGUACAAGGCUACGAUCGGCGCCGAUUUCCUCACCAAAGAGGUGCAGGUUGACGAUCGACUCGUCACCAUGCAGAUCUGGGACACCGCGGGCCAGGAGCGGUUCCAGUCCUUGGGCGUCGCCUUCUACCGCGGCGCGGACUGCUGCGUCCUGGUCCACGACGUCAACACCGCGAAGACGUUCGAUAACCUCGAGAACUGGCGCGACGAGUUCCUCAUCCAGGCGUCGCCGAACGAUCCCGAUAACUUUCCAUUUGUCGUGCUCGGGAACAAGACGGAUGUCGACGGAGGCGCGUCCCGCGUCGUGAGCGAGAAGAAGGCCAAGAGCUGGUGCACCUCCAAGGGCAACGGUGACAUCCCGUACUUCGAGACGAGCGCCAAGGAGGACGUCAACGUGGAGGAGGCGUUCGCGUGCAUCGCGAGGAACGCGCUGAAGAACGAGGCGGAGGAGGAGAUCUACCUCCCAGACACCGUGGACGUGAACCAGGGCGCCGCGAAGAAGGGCGGGUGCUGCUGAUUGAUUGUUUAUGUAUGCCGAUGUGUGCCGGGUGUGGCGUCGCGGACGACGGGACGGACGGACUCUGAUGUAAUCUGAUUCAACCUCACGUUC
Messenger RNA from Micromonas commoda, 744 nucleotides. RefSeq names its product ras-related gtp-binding protein (gene RAB7). The record is from RefSeq and is a predicted model, not a curated record. Gene Ontology annotation, cellular component: vacuolar membrane. Gene Ontology annotation, molecular function: GTP binding; GTPase activity. Bases 31 to 651 code for a protein of 206 amino acids. Lineage: Eukaryota; Viridiplantae; Chlorophyta; Mamiellophyceae; Mamiellales; Mamiellaceae. The transcript has 2 exons.